AAUACCCGGCAGCAUGGCUGGACUCCGAAACCGAACAACGUAGAUUGGAAACUUUGUGCAGCAGGGUACCUGAUUUGUGAAGACUUGUGACAAUGGUUGUGGCUAUAGGGUUUGAAGGCAGUGCCAACAAACUGGGGAUAGGCAUAGUGAAGGAUGGUGUGGUAUUAUCUAACCCUCGUCACACCUACAUUACCCCACCUGGGGAAGGCUUUUUGCCCCGUGACACAGCCAACCAUCACCGUCAGCAUGCCCUGAGCAUCCUGAGACAGGCGCUAACCGAGGCCAACAUUACCCCACAGGACAUAGAUGUGGUUUGUUACACUAAAGGCCCAGGGAUGGGGGCGCCACUUGUGUCAACUGCCAUUGUGGCCAGGACUGUGGCUCAGCUGUGGAGCAAACCUAUGGUAGCUGUCAACCAUUGCAUUGGACACAUAGAGAUGGGACGCUUGAUCACAGGGGCAAAGAAUCCAACAGUUCUGUAUGUGAGUGGAGGUAACACCCAGGUAAUAGCCUACCUGGAGAGACGGUAUCGAAUAUUUGGGGAGACGAUUGAUAUUGCUGUGGGUAACUGUCUUGAUAGAUUUGCCCGAGUCCUCAAGCUGUCUAAUGAUCCCAGCCCUGGAUACAACAUUGAACAACUGGCCAAAAAGGGAGAGAAGCUGGUUGAGCUGCCAUAUGUGGUAAAGGGGAUGGAUGUGUCAUUCUCUGGACUACUUUCCUACAUCGAGGACAUUGCCCCUAAACUGAUUGCCUCAGGAGAUUACACACCAGAAGACUUGUGCUUUUCUCUCCAGGAGACUGUGUUUGCCAUGUUGGUGGAGACAACUGAGCGAGCUAUGGCCCAUUGUGGCUCUGAUGAGGUGCUAAUUGUAGGUGGAGUGGGAUGUAAUAAAAGAUUACAGGAAAUGAUGGCAAUAAUGGCAAAGGAAAGGAGAGCAACUCUUUAUGCUACUGAUGAGAGGUUUUGCAUUGAUAAUGGUGCGAUGAUUGCACAGGCCGGCUGGGAGAUGUUCAGGUCAGGUCAGGUGACAGCGCUUAACCAGACAACCUGUACACAAAGAUUUCGUACCGAUGAAGUUGAAGUCACUUGGAGAGGAUGACUCCCAUAGUCAAGGUCAUACAGUCCAUGGAACCAUUGUUCUGUAUUCAUUAACAUCAGUUGAUCAUAAUCAGCUCAUCAAUAAAAUAUUUAAAAUUUUUCUAUCAA
This is a messenger RNA of Liolophura sinensis, 1207 nucleotides long. Its product is annotated as probable tRNA N6-adenosine threonylcarbamoyltransferase. Bases 93 to 1100 code for a protein of 335 amino acids. The transcript has 13 exons. Gene Ontology annotation, biological process: tRNA threonylcarbamoyladenosine modification. NCBI's taxonomy places the organism in Eukaryota, Metazoa, Mollusca, Polyplacophora, Chitonida, Chitonidae. Gene Ontology annotation, cellular component: EKC/KEOPS complex; cytoplasm. The record is from RefSeq and is a predicted model, not a curated record.